Messenger RNA from Cynara cardunculus var. scolymus (artichoke), 324 nucleotides. RefSeq names its product protein yippee-like At4g27745. Lineage: Eukaryota; Viridiplantae; Streptophyta; Magnoliopsida; Asterales; Asteraceae. The record is from RefSeq and is a predicted model, not a curated record. The transcript is spliced from 2 exons. The coding region runs from base 1 to 324 and encodes 107 amino acids.
AUGGCGGAUGUCAUUGGUCCACGGUUGUACGCUUGCUACAACUGUCGUAAUCAUGUCGCACUUCACGAUGAUAUCGUCUCUAAACGUUUCAUGGCAGGUCAUCGUCAGAGAGCGUUCUUGUUUUCCCACGUGAUGAACUUGGUGGCCGGUCCUAAAAAGGAUCGGCAACUGAUCACGGGUUGGUACACGAUCGCAGACGUCGAGUGUUCAGAUUGUGGGGAGGUUUUGGGAUGGAGAUACGAGAAAGUUAAUGAGGAAUCACAGAAGUACAAAGAAUCCAAAACCGUGCUUGAAAAAUUCAAGAUUGUGAAAGAUAAUUGGUAG